This is a messenger RNA of Phytophthora sojae, 6183 nucleotides long. RefSeq lists its product as hypothetical. Lineage: Eukaryota; Oomycota; Peronosporomycetes; Peronosporales; Peronosporaceae. Gene Ontology annotation, biological process: sperm axoneme assembly; regulation of cilium beat frequency; regulation of flagellated sperm motility. Gene Ontology annotation, cellular component: axoneme; ciliary basal body. Gene Ontology annotation, molecular function: ATP binding; ATP hydrolysis activity. The record is from RefSeq and is a predicted model, not a curated record. The coding region runs from base 1 to 6183 and encodes 2060 amino acids. The transcript is spliced from 3 exons.
AUGCGUCGGCACUUCCUCUUCGCUGAAGAUGAACGGGAACGCAGUGUAGGUGAGGGCAAGGUCAACCUGCUUCGGCUGUGGCAUAAUCGACGAAUUGCGAUGCUGGAGGGCGACGAGUCUGUGAGCGGUGGGGAAGCAAAUGGACAAGUUGCUCGCGAAGUGACGCUGUUAUGGGACCUGGCCAAGCCCAUGAGCUCCUGUGCUUUGAACCGAGAGGGAUACGUCGGUUUUUUCGCCCGAGCUGCGAAAGCCUUGGUGCUUCCGUUGUCGACUGAUCCGCUCGCACUCGCUGCGGCACAGCGUGACUGGGAAUACGAUUUAGAAGGCACCGGCAGUAUCGGAGAAUCCACCAAAGGGGCCUCAAGUCUGGACAAUGAGCUCAUGUCUUGUGAACAAUUUCGUGAGGCUGUCAUGCAGCUUGCGGAGAUUAUUCUACCUGUUGAAAGCGCAGCCACCCUGUACGUGAAUUUCUUCCGGGAGCUGCGGAACUCUAUCGCAGAGCUGGUUGUGCCGCCUUCCACUAGUGAGCCAGAGCAAGAUGAAACCAUUGCUGCUGAAACAGUGGAUCGCUUCGUACUUCGGCCCCUGAAUCGAAUCCCGAAGAUUGCUAACGAUGCGUUCCUGCAAAAGCUCCCACCAUCAAGCGACUCCUUACGAAGCAUUCGGGGAUUGCAGCCCCCUGAUCAACGAGAGAUGUCGCUCAAGCAGCUUCUACUGAGCUAUAACCCUCGAAAAUUCUCACUCACCCGAGCCUUUCCAAAGAAGAAGACCAGCGCGAAUGGCAACGCGGCCAAUGCAGCAGAAGAAAUGAAAACUGACGCUGCUGAUGCCUCCAUGGCCGUCGCUGAAGACAGCAUGGUCGCGGCAAAGCGGCUACAUAUGGAGCUCGUAGGUUGCAUUGGCUCGGGGGCGACUCCAGUCCGAGGCCGAAAGCUUCACCGUGAGAGUGCAACGCACUGGGAUCCAGAAGAAGCCCUUACUGCUGCUCUAUCCGCGUUCCCAGCUCUUAGAGUCGCAGUGGUGGGGCCACCCGGAUGUGGCAAAACACGGCUUGCCCGAGUGCUAGCGCGACGACUAAGACUAAAGUACUUGUCUCUCGAUGGGGCUGUACAGCGAGCAGUUGAUCGCAAGCUUCAAAUUCGUCAACGCCGCAAAGUUGUCACCCCGCCUACCGAAGGUGAAAAAUCGGUAGGGGAGACACCGCCAGCCACGGAGUCAAUGGAAACACCCGAACCUGACGUGACAACCAGCAAUGAGAACACCGAUGUGGACGAAGAAAUGGACCGUAUUUUUCGAGACGAAGAUUUCGAUGCACUAUGCAUGGGAAAAGUGGUUGACCGGAGAACAGCAGUUGCAUUGCUGCGACUUGAAGCCACUCGAUCCUUGCUCGCUGGUGUCGGAGUGAUCAUGGACGAUGUAUACCCGUACGAGUUGGCAUCAUCAGAAAAUGCCGAGCCCACCAUAGCAACCGAUUACUUAGUCGCUCUCACAGCACUACCCAAUGAGCUCGAGUAUCAACUCAGAGGGUCAGAGCUGACACCGACCGCCGGUCGUUUAUACUCAGCGCGAGAGCUUGCUCUCCUACAGUCGACAAACCCCGAAGAAUUAGCUACGCGAGGAUUCGCAGAUUUUCUCUUGCCACCGAAGAAGGUAGAGCUGCAAGCAGAGGAGUCACAGGAGACGAAUGCUCCCGCUGAAAAGGGAGGCAUUACCGAAGAGGGAGAACCCGAAGAAGGCGCUACCGAAGAGACUGACCCGGAAGAUGGUGACCAAGUUAUUCCCGAAGAGCCUGUGCCACCACCGGAGCCGACUCCUGCCGAACGCAACGAGAUUGAGCCACCCACAGAAGCUUCUUUGCCGUUUGGCUCGAUUACUUUGGCGAAGCUUUUCAAACAUUUUCGUGGGUAUGUGACGCGAAUGGAGAACGAGUUGGCGAUGUACCGAGCUGCUACCACGUCGAACAACCCUUCUGGCUACCAUUUGGUAGCUGUGCUUGCGGUUCAGUCCCUUAAUGUCAUCCGAGAUCACUGCAUCCAAGCGAUUACGGGCACAUCAUUGGGUUUAUCCCGGUUCAGCACUUCCCGUGAGGCCUACGCGGUGUUGUUGCCUGAAGAUCUAAGCGGAUCCAGCCGUGCUGAGAAGAUCAGGUGGCUGCUUUAUGGAGACUGGUCUGCGCUGCAUGAAGCCGAACCCAGCUCUACGACUGAAACAUUUUCCAUGUUGCCCAGACGUGAUGCUAAGCGCCGACUGCUGUCAAAGUGGCGUGAGUUUUGCCCCGUGACAAGUUCUGGCACCGCACUAACACCCGGUGAUCCUGAGUAUACAGCCUGUUACUCUGGUCGAGUCUAUUUGUUGGCCUCAUCAGAUGCCAGAAGAGCUUUUUGCUCACACCCGCUCCAGUUUUUGCGCCGAGAGUUCCCAGCUCUAUCAACGUAUCGCAACUUUUGGCUAGUCAAUACUGGUGUAGGUGAAAUUCUUACGCCUGCGUACUUGGAGGCACUGGAGACUGGGCUGAAUGUUCAGACUGUGUCUGCAUCAAAGCUGCUCAAGAUUUCCCCCAGCAUAUCCAUGGAAAUGCGCCUUAUGAGGGGACAGGUUGUCUCCUCCACUGAAGCUGCAACAGCAGCCUCCGAAGCUGUCAAAGCCCUGCUGCCCAAAUUGAAUGCAUUUUCUGGGUGGAUGAUCAUGGACCUGCCACUAACUCGUGACGUCGCUGCAGUUCUGCUGGAGCACGGAUGCGUGCCCGACGCGAUUUUAGUGAUGAAUAGAGAGUCUCAAGAGGAAGGCGGUGCCGAUACUGAUGCAGUUAGUGCACUAUCUGCGCUACGGCGGCAGCAGUUCCAGGCCGAAAAGGCUGGCGCUGAAGACGUAUCACAAGGACUUGGUGGCACCCCUCGCGUGAUAAACUGCCCACUAUUUCAGCAACCCAGCGACACCCUGGCAGCCAUCGAGCGCGAGAUAAACCCACUUGCACCGCGUUUGGAUAGUGUCGAGGACGGACAGGCUCCACAGCUCGUUGAUGAGUACGAUCCCGCUGUGCUAUUCGCUCCACCACUUCGUGAUCAGGAUGAAGAGCCAUAUAGUCGUCCGCCGCAAGAAGGAGAAGCUGAGAGUGAUGUCACGGAUCCUGAGGCGGAAGCGCAAGCUGAAGCAGCAAGAAGCCGAGCACUACAGCUUCAGGGAGAAUGUGGACGGUUUUGCCCGGUGUCUUGGAGUACGCGUGGCCUGCUGAUACCUGGUCUUCCAUCUCACGUUUGCUGCUUCAGGCAGAAAUUUUACGCUUUCGCUGGUGAAUCGGAGCGCCACGCGUUUGAGGGAAAUCCGUCGGCCUUCAUUCCUACAGGACCUCGUGCAACCUCAAACUUCAUACCGUGCGUGUUGCUGCUCGGAGUUCGAGGAUCGGGACGCGGUCGCAUCGCUGCAGCACUCGCCCAAACGGAAACAGAGCCAGGUAACACGGCAACGGAGUUCAUGAAUGUGGAUCUAGCCGCUGUUUCAACGGAGGCUGAACGCAACCAGCUGCUAGAAGAGCUCAAGCCGGAAGAAGCACGAUUGGCGCAGGAAGAAGUGUCCAUCAGAGCGCUUCAACGAGAGCUUCAUCGUCGACAGCCAACGUCCGAGAAAGCGGUCGCACAGAUCAUUGCUGGAUUGGGGCCAGAAGCUUCACGCAUCCCAACUGCGUCGACUCUGGAGAUAUGUUUCAAGCUCGGACUAUUCCCAACACUUGUGAUUCCCUUGUCAAUGUCAGAAGACGACGUCGUGAACUCUUUGUUGAGUCGGUGGGCUACCAGCUUGCCGCCACCGCGUCGGAAACUUGCUCUUACGCGUAAAAUACAGUCUGCUGACGAUGCAGAAGGCGAGGGGAAUCCUCCAGACGAAGGCGAAGAAGAAGAACCACCGAUAGACAUGGAGGCUGCACGAGAAGAGGAGAGUACGCGGCUGCGUGAACAGUAUACCGAAGAUCAAAAGGCUCUGGAGGAAGCUAUCGCUGCGUUUAGAGCUCGAGGAGUCAAAGUCUGUAACCCGGUGGAUGCGACCGGAUCACCAAGACAAACAACCAAGCACGUGAGACGAAUUCUGAACGAUUUCAUGGCAGGUCGAGAGACGCUUUUCGAGCAUUGCGAGGUGCUUGACAUGUCGGCGGGAGGCGCAAUGCAAAAGAUGCUAGCAUCAGGUGAACUUCUCAUCGGCAAACAUGGCCUUGCGUGCCCAGUAACAGGACGGACAGACUCGUUAUCGGCCGCGUCAGUCAAGGCUGUAGUGCAUCGGGGUCAAAUUUACUUUCCUCGGUCGCGUGAAGCCCGUCGAGCUUUCAUGGCUUGUCCCUCGCGUUACUUGGAGAAAGCUAGCCUUCCCCCAAGACACCAGUUGACCUGCUGCGUAGUGGGGGCUCCAUUCGCAGGUAAAACACGCGUCGCCCAAGAACUUGCGAAUGCUCUCGGACUGGUGUAUGUAUCUCCCCAAAAUGCUGUGGAGUGGGUGCUGCAAUGCCAGGGUGGGUCUGCACUUCGUCGUCGACUACAGGAGAUCACGGAACAACAGCAAAGAAGCCCUUUAUCCGACAACGAUCUCACUCACGAGUCCAUUUGCACUCGUUUACGCUCCUCAGAGUGUCAAGCGCGUGGUUGGGUCCUCGACGGGUAUCUAUUGCAGCAUCAUGAGCUACAGCACAGUCUUCCACAUCCAAGUACAACAGAAGUCGACUCGACCAUUCAACCAGACAUGCUUUUCGUUCUGGAGCGCGGCUUCGCAAGUGUUUGGCAGGAUCAUCAGGGAAAUGUUGAGAAAAAUGAUCUUCGAGCGGCAUUUUCACGGUGGUAUCAGUAUUGGCCAAAGCUGCUUGACGUCUGGACUCGACGCUUUGGUAGUUUCCACGUGCGCCAACUUGAUAGUUCAAGCCACUCGCUCUGGCACGUAGCCGCUCAGGCGCAAGCAUUUCUCGAAGAGCAGCAGCGGUUGGUAGCACACCACGCAAGGGCAAUGGCUUCCGACCGAGCAGCCCGAUCGUUAGGUGUUGUGCGCUCCCGUGAAGCGCUUCAAGCGCGACAGCAUCCUGUUUUCCAGACGUUCUGUCCGGUUGAGCUGCGCGCUGGAAGAUUUUACCAUUCUCGCCAAUCAAACCGGGAGUUGUGUGUGGAUUUCCGUGGCUCUAGCUUCUGGCUUGGGAACCAGCAAAAUCUCGAGCAGUUCCUCGCGAGCCCUGAAGCUUCCGUCGGGUGUUUACCAGGCCAACUUCCAGUUCAACAGGGAGACGAUCCUUGGCCUUCGCAGGACGAAGCGGAGAGCGAGGCGCAGGCUCUGGUCGCAAGGGCCCCAGUUAACGCUUCGUUGCUAAGCCUGCUGACCGUGGCUGAUUGCGACUUCCCCGAGAUGAAAGGCUACUGCCCAGUCACUUUUGCGAUGGGCUCCGGGGAGAAGGAUUGGGCGUCACUACGCCACGGCAGCGUCUUCUAUCGCGCGUCAUACCGCUCGAAAGUGUACUUCUUCGUCUCUGAGGAAGCACGCCGUAAGUUUUGCACCGAGCCAUCGCGAUACACAUCGCAGAGUCUGCCAGUAAAGCUCCCACCGCAGGUGACGCUGGCAAAAAGCUACCCGGGGCAGUUAGAGCAGCAGCUUGGAGCAGCACUCAACGAGGUCUUGCUUGGACUCGGAAGCGAACGUCCGAAGUUCCCACAGAUGUCAAUCCGCGCGUCUGCGUGCGUGUAUCUUGCUCUCUCACUCAAAGCACUGCAGCGGCGCUAUCAACUGAAGGUGAAGCCGGAUCCGCGCUCAGCACGAGACGAAGGUGAGCCGGAUGAGGAGCAGAAGCAGCGCCAGGAGCGUCGUGAAGAACAGGCUGAGCGCGAUGCUAUUGCGCGGCGCGAUGAAUUCGUGCGCGACUGCCGACUUGGAGAGCAGCUCAAAGCUGCGAUCACACCCUCGCACCCGUCUUGUGGCUCAGGAAUCAAGGUCGCUCGAAACAUGCGCGCCGCUCAGGAUUCGCUCGAUGAGUCUCAACAGAUCGAGAAGGAGCUCGGAGACAAUGAAUUCUCAGCCUUGGAAGAGGUUGAAGUACUUCGUCGUCGCUUUGACACCAUCGUCUCCAGUUGUGAUGACAAGCCACUGCCCACGGACCCCUACACUGCGCGAAUGAACGCCAGAGGUGCAUUUCUCAAGUAUACGAGAACAUCAACUCCUAGCUAA